Molecule: messenger RNA, 1250 nt
Organism: Hydra vulgaris (swiftwater hydra)
Lineage: Eukaryota; Metazoa; Cnidaria; Hydrozoa; Anthoathecata; Hydridae
Product: minor histocompatibility antigen H13
Biological process (GO): membrane protein proteolysis
Cellular component (GO): membrane; cytoplasmic side of endoplasmic reticulum membrane; lumenal side of endoplasmic reticulum membrane
Molecular function (GO): aspartic endopeptidase activity, intramembrane cleaving
Source: RefSeq, a predicted model, not a curated record
UUAAUAGUAGUAUAAUAGACAACCGCGUAAUAACACAUUGUUAUCAAAAGCAAAGCAACAAAACAUGGCUGACACCGAAAUUGUUGAAAAUGUUGUCAACUCUACUUCAAAUGAUACUAUAUCUGGUGGUGCAUUGGGUAGAGCAGCUGCUACGCCUCAAGGACUUCUCCUUGCUUAUGUCAGUCUUGUUGUUAUGGCACUUUUGCCUAUUUGGUAUGGGUCAUUUCGAUCUGUGGUUUUCAAUAAAAAACAAAAAGAAUCAGGAGAAAAAGUCGAAUCAAUGAGUAAAAAAGAUGCUGCAAUGUUUCCAAUAGUUGCUAGCUGUGCUUUGUUUGGAUUAUUUUUAUUUUUUAAGUUCUUCAACAAAGAAUACAUUAAUAUGUUGUUAACAUUUUAUUUCUUUGUUCUUGGUGUAUUUUGUGUUUCAAACUUAUUGAGGCCUAUUGUUUGCUAUGUGUUGCCUGGUUCAUUUCCCAACUCGAACUACCAUGCUCAAUUCUGUGAGGGUGAAGGAGAUAGUAAAAAAACUCAUAUUGAUUACAAGUUUGACAGAAUUGAUUUAGUAUGUUUAGUUUUUGCUGCUAUAUUUGGAGUGUGGUAUUUAAUUAAAAAACAUUGGAUUGCCAAUAAUUUAUUUGGACUUGCUUUUUCAUUAACUGGAGUAGAGUUGCUUCAUUUAAAUAGUUUCCCGAUUGGCUGUAUACUUCUUGGUGGUUUAUUUUUUUAUGAUAUUUUUUGGGUAUUUGGUACCAAUGUUAUGGUUACUGUUGCUACAUCGUUCGAAGCUCCAAUUAAAUUAAUUUUCCCCAUGGAUUUCUUGGAGAACGGUGUCAAUGGUAAAAACUUUGCAAUGUUAGGUCUAGGAGAUAUAGUGAUACCAGGUAUUUUUAUUGCACUAUUGCUUCGAUAUGACAACAGUAAAGGCAAAGGUUCAUACGCAUAUUUCUAUGCUAGCUAUAUUUCAUACUUUUUGGGACUGUUGUUAACAGUUGCUGUCUUGCAUUUUUUUAAAUCGGCCCAACCAGCUUUGUUGUAUCUGGUGCCUGCUUGUAUUGGAAGUGCACUCCUAACAGCUCUUGUUAAAGGAGAAAUUUCUGAGUUAAUUAAAUACGAGGAUCAUCCCGAAGAAAUGUUAGCUAACAGAACAACAAAUUCUGUAAAAAAAGAAGAAUAAAGAGUCGUAAAAAAAAUUUAAUAUUUAUUUUUAAUAAUGGUGUAAGAUUAAUUUAGAAAUAAAAUUUCUAAGACAA